AAUCUCCUCUCCAGAGCUUGACUCCCUGCAGCCUUUGCAGGGAAAUCUGUGCUGGCAGCCCGAGUAUGUCCCGAUUCCCCGCACUCCCCCCAGGAUGUUUGGGAGGAGUUCCCCCUUCCCGGGCACCCGUGGGAUGGGGGGGGGGGGCGAUUGUUCUCCUGCUGUUCCUGUUGCUGCUCCACCCCUGUCCCUGCCCUUUCUGCCGCUGUAGGGUGAGCGGAGAGGCCACGAUGGGAAAGGGGCGAGAGAAGCAAAAAGAGCAGGAUUUCUCCUUCCCAAAGCUUGGGCGGAUGGAGGAGGAGGCUGCGAGGAAGAGGAAGAUGCCUUGGGCCCCCCAGGCAGGCCCCGAGCUGAGGACGGAGAGCCUGGAGGACAAAUCCCCCCGGCAGAGCCUGGUGGGAGAGACCGUUUUGAAGGGCUCCCCAGCGCAGGAAGGCAGCGGGGAGGAAAAGGGCCGGAGAUCCCCCCGCAGGAGGGGCUCCAAAGCCAGCCCAGGGUGCUCUGAGGAGGAAAGAGCCAGCCUGUGCCGGGAAGGCGGCCGGAGCUUGAGGCAGAGCUCUGACCUGGUGGUCCCUGAGCAGCCUCCCAGCAGGGAGAAGCCCUUCAGGUGCUUGGAAUGUGGGAAGAGCUUCAGACAGAGUGCCCACCUCCUCACCCACCAGCACAUCCACACGGGGGAACGUCCCUACACGUGUGGGGAAUGUGGGAAGAGCUUCAGGAACAGCAGCCACCUCUGCACCCACCAGCGCAUCCACACUGGGGAACUGCCCUACACAUGUGGAGAAUGUGGGAAGAGCUUCAAUUACAACUCCAGCCUCCUCGCCCACCAUCGCAUCCACACUGGGGAACGGCCCUACACGUGUGGGGAGUGUGGGAAGAGCUUCAGCCUGAGCUCCAACCUCCUCACCCACCAGCACAUCCACACUGGGGAACGGCCCUACACGUGUGGGGAAUGUGGGAAGAGCUUCAGUGACAACUCCAACCUCCUCGCCCACUGUCGCAUCCACACUGGGGAACGGCCCUACACCUGUGGGGAAUGUGGGAAGAGCUUCCGACAGAGCUCCCACCUCUGUAAACACCAGCGCAUCCACGGUGAACAACCUUUCACAUGUAGGGAAUGUGGGAAGAGCUUCAGUGACAGCUCCACCCUCCGCACCCACCAGCGCAUCCAUACUUGGGAACGUCCCUACAAGUGCUUGGAAUGUGGGAAGGGGUUUCAGACCAGUUCAGAUCUCCUCAGGCAUCAGCGGGCACACACGGGGGAGAGGCCCUUCCGCUGCAACGACUGCGGUAAGAGCUUCAACCGGAACUCUCAUCUUGUCAUCCACCAGCGCAUCCACACCGGAGAGAGGCCCUACAAGUGUGGGGAGUGUGGGAAGAGCUUCACUGACAGCUCUGCCUUCAACAAACACCAACGGACCCACCGGUAAGGGAAGCCCUCUGAAUGCACUGACUGCGCGAAGAGCUU
This is a messenger RNA of Pseudopipra pipra, 1468 nucleotides long. Its product is annotated as zinc finger protein 239-like. NCBI's taxonomy places the organism in Eukaryota, Metazoa, Chordata, Aves, Passeriformes, Pipridae. The transcript has 3 exons. The record is from RefSeq and is a predicted model, not a curated record. Gene Ontology annotation, cellular component: nucleus. The coding region runs from base 66 to 1430 and encodes 454 amino acids. Gene Ontology annotation, biological process: regulation of transcription by RNA polymerase II. Gene Ontology annotation, molecular function: RNA polymerase II cis-regulatory region sequence-specific DNA binding; DNA-binding transcription factor activity, RNA polymerase II-specific.